AUGGAUGAGUUCCAAACUGCUGUAGUCAUAGACAACGGAUCAGGACUGAUAAAAAUAGGAAUUUCCGGAGAUAAAGAACCUCGCUUCACUUAUUCAAACAUCAUAGGUCGAUCAAAAGCAAAGUCUGUAAUGAUCGGAGCAGGACAGAGAGAUUUCUUUGUUGGACAGGAGGCUCAGUCAAAAAGAGGAAUUCUUGCUAUUAAAUACCCUGUAGAACAUGGCGUUAUCACAUCUUGGGAAGACAUGGAACUCAUCUGGAAACAUGCCUAUAGCCACAAUCUGAAGAUGAAUCCACCAGAAAGACCAGUACUAAUCACAGAGCCACCCCUCAACCCACUUUCCAACCGUGAAAAGAUGGCUGAGGUAUUUUUUGAAAAGUUUGAAGUACCAGCCAUGUAUGUUGCUAUCCAAGCUGUACUGGCUCUUUAUUCUUCUGGCAAGGUAACUGGAUGUGUGUUGGAUAUUGGUGAUGGUGUGACACAUUCGGUGCCAAUUUUUGAGGGAUACUGCCUCCCACACGCAGUGUUACGACUUGAUCUUGCAGGAAGUGAUCUAACUGAAUACCUCAUGAGGAUCUUGAGUGAAAAUGGCAUCUCUUUAUUCAGUUCAGCGGAAAGGGAGAUUGUAAAAGACAUCAAGGAGACACUCUGCUAUGUAGCAAAGGAUAUAGAUACAGAGAUUAAAAAAACGCCAAAAGAACUGGAAGUGGAAUACAAACUUCCUGAUGAAGUAAUUAGGAUUCAUGAUCAGAGGUUUCGAUGUCCAGAAACCCUCUUUGCACCCACAAACAUUGGCAUGGAAGCACCAGGUAUUGAUAGACUCUGUUUCAGCACGAUAAUGAAGUGUGAAAUUGAUCUGAGGUCCAUGUUUUACUCAAAUAUUAUUUUGUCUGGCGGGUCGAGCCUUUUCCCAGGAAUUGAUAUACGCCUGGCCAAAGAGCUUACAACGAUGGUUCCUCCUGGGUGUGAAGUCAAAGUCUUAGCUUCCCCUGAACGGAUGCUUGCUGUGUGGACAGGAGGAUCCAUUCUUUCAUCUCUCUCUGCAUUCCAGAAAAUGUGGAUAACAAUGGCGGAAUUCCAGGAAAUAGGACCAAACAUCGUUCACAGAAAGUGUUUUUAA
Messenger RNA from Bufo gargarizans (Asiatic toad), 1119 nucleotides. It is a transcript of the gene ACTRT3, whose product is annotated as actin related protein T3. The record is from RefSeq and is a predicted model, not a curated record. NCBI's taxonomy places the organism in Eukaryota, Metazoa, Chordata, Amphibia, Anura, Bufonidae.